Messenger RNA from Cotesia congregata, 327 nucleotides. The record is from the annotation of a GenBank genome assembly. NCBI's taxonomy places the organism in Eukaryota, Metazoa, Arthropoda, Insecta, Hymenoptera, Braconidae.
AUGUAUCAUUACGACAAUCACAAUCAUGUGAACGUUCCAAAACAAAGGCGCACUUUUUGCAAAAAGUGCAAGGUCCACAAGCCACACAAAGUAACUCAAUACAAAAAAAGUAAGGAAAGACAUGCUGCCCAGGGUAGACGUCGUUAUGACCGUAAACAACAAGGUUUUGGUGGACAGACUAAGCCUAUUUUCAGGAAGAAGGCCAAGACUACCAAGAAAAUUGUAUUGAGGAUGGAGUGCACUGAAUGCAAAUACAGAAAACAAAUUCCACUUAAACACGUAACUUUAGAAGACAAACGAAAAAUAGAUUACCUUCAUCAUCCUUGA